Messenger RNA from Helianthus annuus (common sunflower), 1156 nucleotides. Its product is annotated as GDSL esterase/lipase At1g29670. NCBI's taxonomy places the organism in Eukaryota, Viridiplantae, Streptophyta, Magnoliopsida, Asterales, Asteraceae. Gene Ontology annotation, molecular function: hydrolase activity, acting on ester bonds. Bases 26 to 1093 code for a protein of 355 amino acids. The record is from RefSeq and is a predicted model, not a curated record. The transcript has 5 exons.
CUUGAAUUUGUAGUCAAGAACAAAUAUGGCUUCUAAGCUUGGCCUACUCUUUGGUAUCCUUGUAAUUGCAUUUGUGAUGCAAUUUCAAACGGUUAUUGUUAUUGCUCAACCACAAGUCCCGUGUUACUUUAUAUUUGGUGGCUCGUUGGUCGAUAAUGGCAAUAACAAUAGACUCGUGACGACACAAAAAGCUAACUACCUCCCUUAUGGGAUUGAUUUUCCACAAGGUGCCACUGGUAGAUUCACCAAUGGUCGUACCAUCGCGGACCUCAUCGGUCAACGUUUAGGAUUUCCUGAAUUCAUUCCACCGUAUGCUACCGCAACUGAUAGAGAGAUCAGCACUGGCGUAAACUACGGUAGUGGUGGUGCUGGUAUUAGACUUGAAACUGGAAGAAAUCUGGGUGACCGAAUCAGCUUGGAUAGGCAACUACUUAAUCAUGCAACAAUAGUCUCGCGGCUUAAGCUCCUACAAGGCAACAUCACAUUUACAAAUGAAUACAUAAAUAAGUGCAUUUACUUGGUAAAUAUAGGAACCAACGAUUAUGUUAACAACUACUUGAUGCCCCAAAGUUACCUCACCGGCCGCAUAUACAACCCUGAUCAAUAUGCAGCAAUCCUCACUCAACAAUACUCGCAACAACUAACUACUUUAUACAAUUUGGGAGCUAGGAAAGUUGUUGUGUUUGGUUUGGGUCCGAUAGGGUGCACCCCUGCUCAGAUUGCAAGGGUUGGCACUAAUGGGAGACCAUGUGUCGAGUCGAUUAAUAAUAUCACUAUGUUGUUUAAUAACAGACUUAGGCCUCUUGUUGAUGAUCUCAACAAUAAUUUACGUGAUGCAAGGUUCACUUUCGUCAACGUUUCAGGCAUUGCUGCAAAUCGACUAGUCUUGCCAAAUGUACCUUGCUGUCAAAUACAAUCCAAUGGACUAUGUGUUCCAAAUUCCAUCCCUUGCCCUAAUAGGACUUCGACCGCUUGGUAUGACGGUUUUCAUCCAUCAGAAAUUUCAAACAGCCGUCUCGCAGCAAGAGCAUACAUAGCGCGCUCUCCCUUGGAUGUGUCUCCUAAUGAUAUCAGUACUUUGGCUCGACUUUAAGAUAUAGAGAUGUUGCAUUAAUAAAAUAAAUAAUGUUGUAUGACUUCACAUGGAAGAUAAAUA